Molecule: messenger RNA, 2350 nt
Organism: Westerdykella ornata
Lineage: Eukaryota; Fungi; Ascomycota; Dothideomycetes; Pleosporales; Sporormiaceae
Product: DNA-dependent protein kinase
Exons: 3
Coding region: 165-2198 (677 amino acids)
Biological process (GO): cellular response to X-ray; telomere maintenance; double-strand break repair via nonhomologous end joining
Cellular component (GO): Ku70:Ku80 complex; nucleus
Molecular function (GO): double-stranded DNA binding; DNA helicase activity; telomeric repeat DNA binding
Source: RefSeq, a predicted model, not a curated record
GCGCGCCACUGUUGCCUUAGGUCUCAUCUCGCGAUAAUUGAACUCACGCCGCAGACAUCACUGCAUCCUCUCAUGCGUUCUCCUUGCCACAGCGCUUCGCAUUCCUUCAGUAGGAGACUCACUGCAAACGGUACCGUCGUUUGCUUACAUCCGUUGUCCUCAACAUGGACUAUCAAAAGCGUUACGGCCCGGCAGACGAAGAACCAGACGAGGAUGAGGAGGAGCUCGAUGAUUCUAGCUACAAAACCAUCAAAGAUGCCGUGCUCUUCGCCAUUGACGUCAGUCCAACCAUGCUGGAACGUCCACCCAAAUCCGAGGACAAGAAAGCCGACCGGGACUCGGCAACAUCAGCUGCUCUCAAAUGUGCAUAUCAAUUGAUGCAGCAGCGCAUCAUUUCCAAUCCAAAUGACAUGAUGGGCAUCUUGCUGUUUGGGACCCAGAAGACCGAUCUGGGCGAUGGCGACACAACAUUUCAGCAUUGCUACUUACUCUCGGAUCUAGACGUACCUUCGGCACAGGAUGUCAGGCGGUUAAGAGACCUAGUCGAGAAUGAAGAGGAAGCGGCUGAGCUGUUGAAGCCCUCAGAUAAGCCAGCUAGCAUUGCUACGGUUCUCUUCUGUGCAAACCAGAUAUUCACUACAAAGGCGCCCAACUUCUCGUCAAGGCGGCUGUUUUUGGUAACGGAUAAUGAUUAUCCUGCAAAAACGAAGCAAGAUAAGGACACGGCGGUUACAAGAGCGAGAGACUUAUACGAUCUGGGAUGCACAAUUGAUCUCUUCCCUAUCUCGAGACCAGGCCACGGCUUCGACCGCACGCGCUUCUAUAAUGACCUCGUUUAUCCCUCGUCCCCCUCCGAUCCUGACGCCCCCGUCCUCCCCUCUUCCACCGCCUCCCUUACCAAGUCCUCUGAUGGCCUCACCCUCCUCAAACAAUUGCUCUCCAGCAUAAACUCAAAAGCCACCCCUCGCCGCGCGCUCUUCAGCCUCCCGCUUGAAUUGGGACCGGGCUUCCGCAUCGGCGUCAAAGGUUUCAUCCUUAUCAAACGUCAAGAACAUGUCAAAUCCUGCUAUGUCUGGGUUGGCGGCGAGAAGCUGCAGGUUGCAACGCUAUCUACGUCGCGACUCGCUGACGAUACGGCACGUGUGGUUGAAAAAGGCGAAAUCCGCAAAGCGUACAGGUUCGGAGGCGAGGCGGUUACAUUCACGACAGAGGAAUUUGUGAAGAUAAGACAAUGCUUCGGCGAUCCUAUCAUCCGAAUCAUCGGCUUCAAGCCGCUCAGUAUGCUUCCCAUCUGGGCGAAUAUCACGAAGGCGACUUUCAUCUACCCCUCAGAGGCGGACUUCAUCGGCUCGACGCGCGUCUUCUCAGCGCUACAACAAAAGCUGCUGAAGAGCAAGAAGAUGGCCGUAGCGUGGUUUAUCGCCCGCCGCAAUGCCGCCCCCGUCAUCACCGCCAUUAUACCAGGGCAAGAACGCCUCGACCCCGAGACAGGCGAGCAAACCAUGCCACCAGGCCUAUGGCUAGUCCCUCUUCCCUUCGCAGACGAUAUCCGUAAACCCGUGGUGAUGGAAGACGCAUACAAAACGACAGAGGAGCUAACAGACGACAUGCGCAAAGUCGUCGAGAACUUGCAGCUCCCUGGAGGCGUGUACGAUCCCUCCAGGUAUCCGAAUCCGGACCUCCAGUGGUUCUACCGGAUUUUGCAGGCUAUGGCGCUGGAGGAGGAACUUCCCGAGAAGCCGGAGGACAGGACGAUUCCUAAAUACAGGCAGAUUGACAAACGGUGCUCGGAGCUGCUGAAGGCGUUCGGAGAGGAAUUCGACGAGGUGUACAAUGCCCUAGUAUUACACACUAAACCCGACAGUCACAAGGGUGCGAAGGGAACGACGGCAGGGAAGAAGCGUAGUGCCCGGCCGAUGGUGGACAACGAAGAAGAAGAGGAGAUUGAGAGGGGAGGGAAGCCUGCGAAAAAGAGAGUCAAGACGGAGCCAAAGGCGUCACAGUCUCAGAAGAAAGAUAUCGGAGGGCAAGGCCUGAGUGACGAGCAAAUGGCUGAGUUAAAUGACAGAGGGCAAAUCAGCAAACAGACGGUUGCGCAUCUGAAGGACUUCCUCCAGGCCCGGGGAUUGUCUUCAUCUGGUCUGAAGGCGCAACUGAUAGAGAGGGUGCAGGAUUAUUUGCAAGGAAAAGGCUUGUAGGCUUUUGAAAAGGGUCGGUUCUUCUGUGCGUUAUGGAUCACAGAUCGGACGGUAUUUGGCGCAGGUACUGUAGGCUCUAGGGCUGCUACGACGAAAUGCAUCCUCUUUAGAUCAAGCGUGGCUGAGCAGUUCUCUUCCCCGUUACAAAGGAU